UCGAUGCACGGUGUGUCAUGCGUGUCGCCGCGCACUGAUUGGCGCAGGCUACGGCGGCGUCAUUUUCGAAUCGGCCUUGUCGAGGAUGCCACCCAAAGCGCAACCAAAGGCGUCCUUCUACGCCUCGCUGCCACGCUUUGACGUGCACAACAACGAGGAGCGGCCGACGCGAUUGCAGCAAGAGCGACUCGCGUGGGAGCUCGUCGAGGCGGCGACGACCGGUAAUCUGAAGCAGCUGCUCGAGGCCGUGCAACACCGCGCCGACCUCGACUGUCGCUAUAAUGGCUGCACACCUCUCUACUACGCAGCCAAGCACGGCUUUACGCCGCUCGUGCGGUGCCUCCUCUCGUACGGCGCGCGGGUCGAGACACGCAACCUCAAAGCACGCACGGCGCUCAUGAUUGCAGCGAGCCGAGGCCAUUUCGAGACGGUCCUCGCGCUUCUCCACGCCGGCGCCAAGCCCACGACAAAGGACGCGGCGGGCGAGACGGCGCGGCUCUUGGCGCUGCGAAACGGCCAUCCGGACGUCGUCGACGCCCUCGACAUGCAUGCGCACCCGGCCAUGACGCGCGCGGCGACCAUCGCGUUGAAGCUCCAGCGCCUGCACCAGAGUGGACGCUAAUUCUACCGUAGGUUACGAAAAUAAGAAAAAUAUAAAUCGAACAAGUGCGCAUCUCGCCGCCUUGCUACGGACCCACCCGGUUAUACACGCAGCGAUGAAGCGUCGCCAUGUCGUCUCGCCAUGUGCUUGCCGAUGCGCUCAGUCCAUACGAGUACUGCAGCCUCGUUCGCAGUCGCGGUGAUUCCGGAGACCGUCCAGCACGUCCGUCCAGCGAUGCACCAGAACCAGUGCGAUACCAGAGCUCGUUUAGUAGAAACAGAGCUCGUCUAGUAGAUUCAAUUGCCGUAGUGUACUGGCGUUGGUGGUGCGGUUGGCGCCAAAUCGGCAAAUU
Molecule: messenger RNA, 953 nt
Organism: Saprolegnia diclina VS20
Lineage: Eukaryota; Oomycota; Saprolegniomycetes; Saprolegniales; Saprolegniaceae
Exons: 4
Coding region: 86-622 (178 amino acids)
Molecular function (GO): protein binding
Source: RefSeq, a predicted model, not a curated record